Molecule: messenger RNA, 2836 nt
Organism: Chiloscyllium plagiosum (whitespotted bambooshark)
Lineage: Eukaryota; Metazoa; Chordata; Chondrichthyes; Orectolobiformes; Hemiscylliidae
Source: RefSeq, a predicted model, not a curated record
CAUGACAUGCCAAGCAAGGACAUCAUACACAGAAGAUGAAGUUCUUUGGGGAAACCGUUUUUUCCCAGUUAUAUCCCUGGAAGAAGGAUUCUUCAAAGUGGAUUACUCUCAAUUUCAUGCAACAUUUGAAAUUCCAACACCGCCAUACAGUGUAAAAGAACAAGAGGAAAUGCUAUUUAUGACUUCUCCUUUGAUGGCCCCAGCUGUUAACAAUAGCAGAGGCACUGUGCCAGAUAGGAAUGAUUCUGUGGACUGCUUCAAUAGUGUUGAUGAUCUAAGUACCAGGAUACCAUUGAAACUGCAGAAGAUUACAGGGAGGGAAGAUCUACCAAAAAAAUUACUAAGAAUGAGUUCCACCACUUCAGAAAAAGCAUAUAGUAUGGGAGAUCUACCAAUGAAGCUGCAACGAAUCAGUUCGGUUCCUGGAAAUUCAGAGGAAAAACUGGUGCCAAAGACCAGUAAGGUGACCUGUGACCCAAUGAGCCAAUCUGUGGCUGAUCUGCCACCAAAACUACAGAGAUUAGCAGGUGGUUCAAGGAUUGAGGGAAACCUUCCUCCCAAACUGAGGAAAAUGAAUUCUGAACGUUUUACGUAACUUCAGAAACUUUUUGACGGACACUAAAAUCUAAUUUUUGAUCAAAGGCAAUUCUAUUGUAAUUUUCAAACUUUAAUGGGACUAAUAUACUGCAAUUAAUAUUUACAAAUUAGGGCAAAGUUUCAUUAGCACUACUUGCAUUCUGAGAUGUUAAUUAAACAGCUGCAGUGAAAUGUAAUGUUUAUUGCUUUGAUACAAGACCUAAGCCACUUUAAAUUCAUUGUAAUGUUACCAUUAACGAGCAUGUAGUAUCACAAACAGCAUGCAAUAAUAUGUGCAGCUCUUGCAUAUAGUUUUAUGGCAUGAUUCACAUUAAAUUUAUAUUUAUUCAGUAGUAGCAAAAAACAAUUAAUAAGAGGUUUUGCUCUGCCUCAUAAAAUGUAUUACAGAAUAGGAUCUUAAAGUCCAGCAGAGUGUAUUGGUAAAGAAGUAUGGAUAACUUUUGUUGAUUGAUUUCACAUUUUAAAUUAAAAUUAAGAUGAUUAUCUUCAAUACUUACAUACUUAUGUAUAUCAAAUUAUAAUAUGUUCUCUUUAAACUAGUCCUUUUCAAUGCAUGUUUUUCUUACUAAAUUAGAGAAGGCUAUAGGCAAUACGGAGCAUGCAGAGCUCUUGACAGAAAGAUUUAGCCUUAAAUGAUCUGGUAUCUUCCUGUUUUAUGUUUUAUUGGCCUCACUUUAUUUUUGUUCAGUUUUGAAAUAAUGCUUUUUCAGAGUAUACACAGACUGUGAGAGUGGUGGUGCUGGCUGCAGUAAGGAUGAUGGAAAAUGAAAAGAUGUAUUAUGGUAACAUGACUGCACAGCAGGUCUGUGUUUAAGCAUCACACAUAACACCAUUUUUCUUCAGCCUGCAUCAUAAUAUGAAAUGUAUAAAGUCUAACGUUACCAAACUAGUAGUGUCUUCAGGCAAGCAGACUUUAUGCGUAUAAACAAAAGAUUAUUUGAAUUACUCAAGGAAUAUGGAAUAGUUGUACUUAUUCCUACUGCAGCCUCAGUUUUUAGCUGAAACUAUGCUAAAACUUUCAACUGUUUAUGCUGUUUCAUUUUUACAGACUACAGUGUCCUUUGUCAAUAAUGUAUGAUAGCUUUUGCAUCAGAUUUUUGUUAAAAUCUAUUUUCCAGUCUUUAGCUACUAUGCAAAAUAGUAAAACUAGUUUCAACAAAAUUAAUGCAUAUGAAUGUUGUUAUAUCAACGUUUUUAUUUUGCUUCCAUCAAGAUGAUUUGUCCUUUGUCCAAAACUGGGAAAAGGUUUAACUUUAAUGACCUGUGUCUUUUUGUUUCCUGCUUCCAAUAUUCAUUGUUCACAUUGGAAUUCUAUUUAUUUUUUAGUUUGAUAAAUAUAUUGUAAUCACUUACAGUUGUAUAAUAGAUUAUUUACUGACAUUGUAACUUUAGAUGUAGGAUAGAUUAAUGACACAAAGCCUACAAGUGCUAUUUAUGGUCAAACUGAGAUCCCCAGCAGCAGUGAUCACUUUUUGUGAUGUAUACUGUGGAACUCCUAUAAUAAGGUAAGUGAUGUGAAUUGCAAAUAAUUUUAUUGAGGAGAAACUCUUUUGUGAGUUAAGAGUUUGGGCUGCUCACUGAAUACAAUUUAUGUGUAAAUGUGUAUACAAAAAUCUAUUUACCUAGGGAAAGGUACAUUUUAAAAAGGGCAUUUCUAAAUGAAAAUUUAUACAAUAAUGUGCUUAUAGGUAAAUUUAUAAAUUCUGUAAUGCUAGAAGUUGCACUAAGAAUCACUGCUUAAUUUAUUCUAUUAAAGUCCACAAUGUUUCAUAAUGUGAUCUUGCAGAAACAAAAAUACAUUAUUUGACCAAGAACAGGUAUAGGAUGCCAGCAGAAAGAACAGAUAUUUUAGAGAAGCUAGUAAAUUAAACAAGAGUUUAAUCUAUUUCAUGGAAUACUAAGUGUAAGAUGAAAGAAUUAUUGAGUUUAGAGUAUUCUGACUGGCAAAAUCUAGGCUAAAUCUACAGCCUUCUGAGAAGCAGGAACUCAUAAAACAUUGGCUUUCAUUUGUAAGUUUAAAACUACUUGCCCUGUAUUAACUAUCGUGAUCAAUUAUCAACUAUCUUGACCAUUUGACAUUACAAUUACUUAUGAUUUCAGUUGCAGUUCUGUAUUUUUUAUGCCUUGAAAAGAGUGAAGCAUCAUUAGCACCUCUUACUAAAGUAAUCUUACAAGCAUAAAUAAUUGGGAUCCAUUUUGACUUAUUUUUCUGUUUGCUUCCCCUAAAGUUUUAACUGCC